GCCAAAAAAAUAGAAGAAGAAGCAGCAGAAGAAGAGGAAGAGGAAGAGGAAGAGGAGCAGCAAGAGGAGCAGCUUCUUAUUAUUGUUUCGACAAACACUCAACGAUAAAAGUGGCCACAGGACGGCGAAGACGCUUUCUUGCCAGUCAGAAUUGACUUUUAUGUGCUGAUAUACCGGUUCACAUCUUGUUUUAUUGACUAUUCGUUUGUGGCAGACGAAGCAACUGCUAUCUAGUGUCAAGACAGAUUUAAGAGAUCGGACUGAACAUCAUACUGUAUAUUGACGCUGGACGGAUCUUCUCUGAUCCGACUCCGAAGCAAAGAAAUGUUCAUUAAACACUCGUCAUGUUAAGCAGUUGAUCAGCUGACGUUGGAAAGCGCUGAUCGUGUUGACAUUUCACAACGGCUAGUUUGUUUUGAUCGGGCUGUGCUGGAGGAAAUGGGUGCAAUUCUUAGUCGAAGAAUCGCCGGUGUUGAGGAUAUCGAUAUCCAGGCCAAUUCUGCUUACAGAUAUCCUCCCAAAUCAGGAAACUAUUUUGCCAGCCACUUUUUCAUGGGAGGAGAGAAGUUUGACACUCCUCAUCCAGAGGGUUACCUCUUUGGGGAGAACAUGGAUCUUAACUUUCUUGGCAACCGCCCAGUGCAGUUUCCCUAUGUUACCCCAGCACCCCAUGAGCCGGUCAAGACAUUGAGAAGUCUUGUCAACAUCAGAAAAGACUCGUUACGAUUGGUCAGGUAUAAAGAUGAUGCUGACACUCCUGAUGAAGGAGCCAAACCAAGGGCCUUGUAUGGAGUGGAUUUCACCUUUGAUUCAGAUGCUCGAGUGGCCAUCACCAUCUACUGUCAGGCUUUUGAGGAGUUCUCUAAUGGGAUGGCAAUAUACAGCCCAAAAAGCCCGGCGUUGGUCUCUGAGACUGUAUAUUACAAAAGAGGGGUUAGCCAGCAGUUUACCCUGCCAUCCUUCAAGAUUGAUUUCUCUGAAUGGAAGGAAGACGAUCUCAACUUUGAUUUGGACAGAGGUGUUUUUCCUAUGGUGAUUCAGGCUGUAGUUGAUGAAGGAGAUGAUUGUUUGGGACAUGCGCAUGUACUGCUGGCAGCAUUUGAAAGACAUGUUGAUGGCAGUUUUUCAGUGAAGCCUUUGAAACAGAAACAAAUAGUGGACCGUGUUAGCUACUUGUUACAGGAGAUUUAUGGAAUUGAGAAUAAGAACAAUCAAGAGACAAAGCCAUCUGAUGAUGAGAACAGUGACAACAGCAAUGAGUGUGUAGUGUGUCUGUCAGAUCUACGGGACACUCUGAUUUUACCCUGUAGGCACCUGUGUCUGUGUAACUCAUGUGCUGAUACUCUACGCUACCAGGCCAACAAUUGCCCGAUCUGUCGACUGCCAUUUCGAGCCCUUCUUCAGAUCCGAGCUGUAAGAAGGAAGCCUGGGGCGCUUUCACCUAUUUCCUUCAGUCCAGUGCUGGCUCAGAGCAUGGAUCAUGAUGAGCAUUCAAGCUCAGACUCAGUUCCUCCCGGCUUUGAGCCCAUCUCCCUUCUGGAGGCUUUGAAUGGGCUUGGUGCCAUGUCCCCUGGCAUUCCAUCUGCGCCUCUUUAUGAUGAGAUCAACUUCUCUGGGAGCCUGAGUGGAGAGAGCCGGCAGCUCAGUUCACCUGAGCACUCUGGAGACAGUGGUGGACAGAAGAGCAAAGUCAGCAAGUCACCAGAUAGCACUCUGCGCUCUCCAUCAUCUCCCAUUCAGGAGGAGGAUGAAGAAAAGCUGUCAGAUAUGUCUGACGCACAAGCCCACAUGCUACUGUCCAGCAGCCCUGCCCCCACUGAGGGUACUGCUGGGGAGGAUGCCCCAGACUCACUUUCUCCUGAAGAUGAGGAUCGACUGAAUUUGGAGGAAGAGGCCAUGAAUGACUGUAGCAGCGAGCACAGCAGCUUCACCAAAACUGAAAGUGACCCACUGGGAGACAUGUCCUUGCCUGCUCUAGGUCCUGAUUCCUGCUCUAUUGGUUUGGAGGAGUAAAUGGAUUAUAUGGCUCAUCAGAAAGUCUGAACACUCAGAGUACAUGCUGCUCCAGUCAGCCACUCUUGGGUCCUUCAAGCCAUUUGCACAUGGAGGAUGAAGAACUGGAUGAUUAAUCAUGCAGGCCCUACUCCUUCUUUGAAGCCUUUGUAAAGAGCCCAACAUUAACCUCCCUUUAAUGUCCCUUCAUUUGUGUGAUGCACUCUCAUUCCAAGACCCAAUUUGUUCUAAUUCCAGUCCUUUUAUUUUUACCUUGACUUUGGCUUUUGAGUUUUGUUCUGGUGGUCUGUUGUAUUGCUAGGCCUUUCUUGUGCUUGAAUUUAGGGCUCCAUUUCAUUAAGUUGCCUACUUAAAGGGACUGUUCACUCAAAAAUGAAAAGACUGUCAUCAUUUACUCAUCCUCGUGUCAUUACAAACCUGAAUGCUGUCAUUUUAUUCUUCUGAGGAACACUUUGUAAAGAAUCUUUACAUGAAUCUUUUCCAUGCAAUGAUCGUACUUACUGACUAUGGGCUGGCAAGCUCCAUAAAGGACAAAAAAAAGCACUAUAAAAGCAACAUAAAUAGUCCAUAUGACUCGUGUGUUAUGUUGAGCAGAUAAUGUUCAUCUCCUUAAGAUCUUAACAGUCCCGUGGUCAGCAUGAACUCCCGUUAUAUGGAAAAUAUGUUUCUUUAAAAAGAAGUCUGUGCUCCAUGGAAAGAAUGAAGUUGAGUAAAUAAGGACAGAAUUUUCAUUUUUGGAUGAAAUAUUAAAAUGGGUUGGGGCAGGUCUAAUUCCUGUUAAUUUUUGUAUAAUUGUGAGGUGGUUUUAAACAGUGAUGUUUUGGAGGUUGAGAGAGAAGGUCACCUCAAUUACAUAAUUAUUACAUAAUGCUGAAUAUAGAGCUUUGAUCUUUGAGUAUAUGAAAAUACUAAGUGAUAAAGCUUAACUAACCUGUUCAGGUUAAUAGUCAAAGCACAUUUUAAUGAAGUCUCACGGUUACAUCAUUUUGUGGCGACUCAACAAAUGAUCAUGCGUUAAACGAAUGAGCAAAUAAUAUAAAAACAUAAUAGUAACGGUGCAUUUGAUAUGUUUUGUAGUUAAGUGCUUAAAUGUCCUUUUGUGUAUUGACUGAAGAUGAAGAGAGUCAGAGAAGCAUCUUUCAGUAUAUAUUAAUUAAUUGAGAUGUAAUAUUUAUAGUGAUCAAAUACUGUUGUACCAGGAAGUCAUUGACUUCAUGUCAGUUUUAUGACCAAAUGUUGUAUGGUCUAACAGUGCUUUAAACAUGCUUGCCUGUCCAGCUAUUUAAGUUCUUUAAUAUUUUGAGGACUGAAAAAGCUAUGGUAGACUCAAUUUACCUCUUUCUUUGCUUAUAUUGUAAUAUAAACUUUCAAUGCUUCAACAUAUGAAGGCAUUCAUUUCAUGAGUCAGUUUGGAUGUAAUUUCAAUAACUUUAGUUUGACUUUGUGAAUAUUUGACAGGCUGGUUGUGUUUCUUCACAGCAAGACUUGAAAGAACAACUCAAUGGUACCCACUGCUGGUUGGAUGAGUCAUAAGAUGCAUGACAUCUCAUUGUUCUCCUCACACAUGCAGACAUGCUGUGUCUUGUGGCACUAUGCAUAUAGGUAUAUGUGCCUUUAAAUAACAAAGCAAGUGUUGCUAUAGCUUGUGCCCAUAGCUGUGCUUUUCUUGUGUAAAUCAGCUGUUCAUCUUUAAAUGUGUAACCUGACCACGUUUAAGCAUUAGAUGUGAGACCUAUGUUCUUAGCUUUAAAGUUUAAUUGAAGAGCAAAUAAUUUUAGCUGAUAUUAUAAAUCCAGUAUUGCUUAUACUGAACAUUAAUGCAAAUCAAUUUUUUGAACUGCUGUGAUCAUUUAGAAAAACAUUAAAUUCUCUUUUGUUA
Messenger RNA from Myxocyprinus asiaticus (Chinese sucker), 3892 nucleotides. Its product is annotated as E3 ubiquitin-protein ligase MGRN1-like. Gene Ontology annotation, molecular function: ubiquitin protein ligase activity. Gene Ontology annotation, cellular component: plasma membrane; cytoplasm; early endosome. Bases 439 to 2013 code for a protein of 524 amino acids. The transcript is spliced from 17 exons. Gene Ontology annotation, biological process: negative regulation of G protein-coupled receptor signaling pathway; endosome to lysosome transport; protein ubiquitination. The record is from RefSeq and is a predicted model, not a curated record. Lineage: Eukaryota; Metazoa; Chordata; Actinopteri; Cypriniformes; Catostomidae.